Molecule: messenger RNA, 1779 nt
Organism: Kwoniella mangroviensis CBS 8507
Lineage: Eukaryota; Fungi; Basidiomycota; Tremellomycetes; Tremellales; Cryptococcaceae
Exons: 8
Coding region: 1-1779 (592 amino acids)
Biological process (GO): carbohydrate metabolic process
Molecular function (GO): hydrolase activity, hydrolyzing O-glycosyl compounds
Source: RefSeq, a predicted model, not a curated record
AUGUCACAUCUCCUCAUCCUUUUCUCCCUCUCCCUCUCCCUACCCAGUAUAACGGCCCAACUUACGCCCUCACCUACCUACACCCCUCCGACCGCAUCCGCAGGUCUAGCCUCUUCCACUGCCACCCCCAACACACAAUGGUCGAAUGUACUCGGCAAUUCGUUGUACUUUUACGAUGCUCAGCGGUCAGGCAGACUCAGCGAAGGAUCAUACGGGAAUAGGGUGGAAUGGAGGAAUGAUAGUGCCCUGCAAGAUGGGGAGGACUAUGGGCUGGAUUUGACGGGAGGAUUCUACGAUGCGGGUGAUUAUAUCAAAGCGACUUUUCCUUUGACGUUCACUUUAUUCGCUCUGGCUUGGGGAGCUCUCACGCAUGGAGAAGGAUAUGACCAAGCUCAACAGACGGCUUAUCUCGAUGGUACACUUAGAUGGGGGUAUGACUGGCUGAUCAAGGCUCACCCAUCCGAUGACGUUCUGUUCGUGCAAGUUGGGUCUGGUGAUGUAGAUAAUGGGUACUGGGGUGGAGACGAGAACAUACCUACACCCCGACCGGCAUACCCCGUUAAUUCCUCUUCUCCCGGCACAGAUGCAUGGUCUUCAGCAGCGGCCGCCUUCGCACUUGGCUCUAUGCUAUAUACACCUUCCAUAUCCUACAACCUGACUUCCUCAUCGUCUCCACCUACCUCACCAUCACUAGGGAAUUCCACUUACUCCUCUCUCCUCCUCUCCCACGCUAGAUCAUUGUAUAACGCUUCCAAUUCCACAAGUCCAAAAUCGACAUACUACGAAAGUCUAGGGGAAGAGGUCUCAGCAUACGCUUCCUCGAACUGGCAAGAUGACUAUGUGUUAUCUGCACUAUCCUUGGCUAUAGCUACCAAUCAAUCGAAUUAUUACCUAGAUGCUUAUAAUGGGUAUGUCAGUUAUGCUUUAUCGGGCCUGAAGGAAGUAUGGAAUUGGGAUUCAGCCAUACCCGCUAUAUACGUCAUGUUCAGUGAAGUGGCCAUUACCCGACCUGGAUUAGCACCGGAAGUGGGAUUGAACACGAAUUUGACGGGCUGGAGGAACGAGACGGAGGCGUACUUCGAUAGUAUCAUCGACGGGAGUUUUAAGAGGAGUUAUUUAACUAAAGGAGGUCUACUCUACUUUGACGGAGACUCCGACGAAGCGUCACUCAACCCUGCAAUGGCCAUUGCAAUGUUGAUGUUCAGAUACGCUCCUAUCGCUUCAAGUCAAGAGAAAACUGAUGAGUAUAACGCUUUCGCUCAAGGCCAGCUGGAGUAUAUGUUAGGUAAUAACCCGAUGAAUGCUGUAUACUUGGUCGGAUCCCAUCCUAACUCACCCCAAAAUCCCCACUCGGCUCCAGCGUCGGGAGGAAGCGAUAUCUUACAUAUAAGAAAUUCACCUCCUACUGAGGCUCACGUACUCUAUGGAGCGAUGGUAGGAGGACCUCUGGACAAUGAUAGGUUCUGGGAUUGGAGGGAUGAUUGGGUUCAGACUGAAAUUGCACUGGAUUAUAAUGCUAUGAUACCUACUCUGGCGGCUAUGCAGCUGCUCAAUCAAACAUCCGAUCCAUACUACGUUCAAGUCCAAGCUGGAACAUACUCCAUCCCAUCCGGACAACCUUGUGACGCAGCCCUACCUUGCGGAGGGGGCUUGUCCACAGGUGCCAAAGCUGGUAUCGCCAUCGGUGUCAUACUGGGUGUUUUGUUUAUACUUGCUGGUAUAUUCUACUGGAAGAGGAAACAGAUAGCGAGAUGGUGGAGAAAGGGUUAUAGAAGGUAG